CCACAAAAGCUGGCAGAGGGCUGAGAAACUUGUGUCGAGUGGGCCAGACUGAGAGAGACGGGUAUCGGCCGGAUUGGAAACAGAACAAGUAGGCAAGUCGGGUGGCUUGUGACCGAAGCAAGAAGGCUAGCAGAUGCUGGCCCAGAAGGCUACUAACAGGAUGAGGAUAGUUCACCACAUGGGCCCACAGGGAUUAGGAGUCAGAGAGAGGUAAACAGAUUAGUCUAGAAAAAGAGGCAGAGUUUUUAACCUCAUCACUCCCCUCAUACCCUGCAGAGCAUCUUCCACCCACUCACACACUUGAGACCAAAUCUGUACCCAAGAAUCUGCACCAUCUGUCAGGAAUACCACCCAACUUACAGCAGUGCCCACAAACAGCCCCGUCCAUGGAAGCCUGGACACAUAAUCGAUGGAAAUUAACUCUUUCACUCUCGGAUGUGAGAAGUCGAUACGGACUGUCUUUUCUUUCCAAAUGAGCAACUUUACAUCCAAAAGGACAUAAUCUACUGCAACAUGCCAUUGAAAACAGGAUUAUUCCUCAUUCUGUUCUUGUUUACCCUCCAAGCCACUAGAAUAAAAGAACUCACUGCUGACGACUGGAUUCUCGGGAUCAGAAAUGUGAAGUACAGGCACUUCCUGGAGACUCCACAGCCAAUCAAACAGCUGACAGAUGGCAGAGAUUCACUUUCUCUAGAUGCGCAUCGAGCUAAGAGAUCAGCGCUGUUUGGUACGGGGGUGAAAGUCUGUCCUCAUGAGAGCAUGGCAGAGGUCAUCACCAGCCAUAAAGCUUACUACAAACUAAGAGUUUGUCAAGAAGCUGUGUGGGAGGCCUUCCGGAUCUUUCUUGACAGAGUUCCUGACACCAUGGAGUACCAGCAGUGGGUGUACGCCUGUCAGAGAGACUCGCUUUGCAUGGAGGAUCUGGCCCGAAAUUUUAGUAGCAGACAGGAGCAUCUUGACAUGGUAGCCAGUAGAGUGAAUGCUCAAGAUGAACAGGAGAGGGCUCUCACACCUGCACCAGGCGAGAAAUGUUCAAAGAGUCCUGCAGAGGUUUUCAUCAUGGAUUCUGACAGCGAAACUGGGGCACCAGAUGUUGUCCCUCAGAGGCUGGUGGAGCACACUGUGGAGUUUAGUGUGACUAUAGUAGACCCCGUCUACAGCGCACUACUGAGGGACCCAGGCAGCCCUCAAUAUGAUGACUUCACUCACAAUCUUCAUGAGAAGCUCCUGCCAUAUCUACAGUCCAACCUGACUGGAUUUAAGGAGCUGGAGAUUCUGAACUUCAAGAACGGCAGUGUGGUGGUAAACAGCAAGAUGAAAUUAAACAAACCAGUUCCAUACAAUGUUACGGAGACCGUUCAGUGUGUGCUCAAGGACUUCUGCAAUGCGGCGUCUAAGAGAUUGGACUUGGAAAUCGACUCCCAGUCAGUGGAUGUGGAACCAGCCAAUCACGCAGAUCCAUGUAAGUUUAUGGCAUGUAACGAGUUCUCCCGCUGCGUGGUGAACACGUUAACCACAGAGCCCGAGUGUCUGUGUGAUCCGGGCUACAGCACGGUGGACGGCAAUCCCUGCACCAGCAUCUGUGACCUACAGCCUGAAUACUGCCUGAACGGAGGCCUGUGUGAAAUCAUACCAGGACACGGAGCGGCCUGCAGAUGUCCUUUAGGUAAAUUCUGGCACUACCAUGGAGAACGCUGCAACGAAUUGGUGUCUGUGCCACUUGACCCUCUCCUUUCCAUAGCCUGCCUUGUGGGAAGCCUCUCAGUGGUUUGUUCUGUGAUAGGCAUCUUGAUUUUCAUUAACAAGAAAUGCAUACGGACCAGAAAGACCAUAAGACUUGUGAAUUUACAAUCAGCAUUCCCAUUUGGUAAUGCUAUGAGAGUAAAUCCAGUUUUUGAGAAUGACGAUGGGGUCUUAACACAUGUGUCAAGCAUGCUCUGUCCCAUGAGCUCUGACUCAGCCUCCUCACAACACUCAGGCCAAGGCACUUUUCGAUCACUUGAAAGUUUACAGCUUAGUACUGAGAUCCCCAGACAACUCGACACCAGAAGAUCAGAAAAGUUAAUGUCAGAAAUGGUUGACUUCCAUCAGUGUAUACCACAUAACAAGACGUGUCGGAGGUCCAGCAGGUCUUCUUGCUGUUUUUUGAGGAGUCCUGAUAGUGACAACUUUGAAGUGACUGUUUUAUGAUGUCCAGACACUUUUUUUAAGCUGAGAGGCACCAAAGCUCUUCAGCGCUAUUCAUGCGAUCAGCUUUGCUGGUUUCUUGUUGACAUGAGUGUGAGUGUAUGAUACAACAGCCUUACUCAAGGAUCAGCCAUCCUCUUGGCCAACUGAAGGAAUGCCUCCAGGAAUUAGGACUUAUAUCCAUCCUGAACUUAUUUUUAAUUGUAUCCGCAACAAACUAUAAACUGCAUAUGAGACAUGUAAUGUGUUGGAUGCUUUGAACCCUUGUCAAAGGUUUGUUUCCUCCCUCACAAUGAGGUAUUUAUUUACACAUUGAUACAUUGGGUUGUAUCUUAAAUAGAUUCUAGUAAUCUCCUCUAGUCUGUCCUCAGUGUCCCAAACAAAGAAAAUGCAUGUAAAGUAUUUCUGUAACUCUUAAGGGUAUCACCUUGAAAAAAAAAGACAAAAAUACAGACUUGUGGUCAUGGUGUCUUUGUUUCUACAUCAAACAGAAAAAGUAUUUCUGAAGGUAUCGUUCAGUUGCAGAUAAAGUAAAUAUUUCAUGUCAUGUCUAUUUAAAUUUUCAUGUGCUGAACAAUCGUUCAUGAUUA
Molecule: messenger RNA, 2777 nt
Organism: Sinocyclocheilus grahami
Lineage: Eukaryota; Metazoa; Chordata; Actinopteri; Cypriniformes; Cyprinidae
Product: interphotoreceptor matrix proteoglycan 1-like
Exons: 13
Coding region: 514-2190 (558 amino acids)
Biological process (GO): visual perception
Source: RefSeq, a predicted model, not a curated record